CGAGUGUUUUGAUUAAAAGCUGUUACAUAAAAUUCGCCUUCUAAUCAUUUUAUAACGCAACAACCGGUCAUUUUCCUUGGUACGAUUCCAUCUCGCGCCUGAUGGCACGGUUUAAAAACGAGCAGAAAUAUCAUCAAUUAUUCGUAAGCGUUUGAUAAAGUCGCCGUUACGAAACGAGGGAAACUGAAAGGGUCUUGUCCAUGCGCGCUGGAAUUUUAAACUACUGUCUUAGCUCAAAGGAAACCAGAACACAUUCAGUGGUCGUGGUAACCAGUUCGCGAAAUGACCCGAGUGGAAAGUGAACUUAUCUUGCCUGCGAAGCAGCCACUCAACGGGUUCUACAACCCGGUGGUGGUCGACAUCGACGAAGACACCAAACAGAACGAGAAGCCCCUCCAGGAGGUGCUCAACACGGCCAGGACGGCCUUCAGCUGCGGCAAAUCCAAGCCGAUCAAUUUCCGGAAAAAGCAGCUCAAGGCGCUUGAAAAGUUCCUCAUCGAGUGUGAAGACGAAAUUUGCGAAGCCGUCCACAAAGACCUGGGGAAGCACCGCCAGGAGGCCUCCAUGGGGGAGAUCGAUUUGGUCAAGCGCGACCUCAGACACACCCUCUUCGAGCUGUCGGAUUGGGCAAAACCCGUGGCUCCAGACCGGAGCAUCCUGAACCUCCUCGACGGAGUCUACAUCUACCACGAUCCCUACGGCGUGGUCCUCAUUAUGAGCGCGUGGAACUACCCCUUCAUGCUCCUCCUGGGGCCCUUGAUAGGUGCUAUCGCCGGCGGAAACUGCGUUAUCCUCAAACCGUCGGAACUGGCCGUCGAAUCGGCGAAACUCAUCGCCAAAUUCCUGCCCCGGUACCUGGACAAGGACUGCUACCAGGUGGUGCUGGGCGGGAUUGAGGACACCACAGAGCUGCUCAAACACAAGUUCGACUAUAUCUUCUUCACCGGGUCGUCAAGCGUCGGGAAAAUCAUCCACCAAGCGGCCGCCAGACACCUGACCCCCACCACGCUGGAACUGGGGGGCAAAAGCCCCAUUUACUUGGACGAAUCCGCGGAUAUUUUGACUGCGACUCGCCGGAUCAUUUGGGGGAGGACCAUGAACGCGGGCCAAACGUGCAUCUCCCCCGAUUACCUCCUCUGCUCGAAGGAGGUCGAGGAGAAGUUCCUGGCAGCUGCGCGUACAGUUCUUGAGGAGUUUUACGGUGAUGGGGACGUCAAACUCAGCCCUUAUUUAAGCAAAAUCGUCCUGGACCGCCACUACAACCGCCUCAUGAACUUCAUCAAGGGCUCGAACGUGGCAAUUGGGGGAAGUGGCGACCCCAGGACCAGGAUCAUCGCCCCCACGGUCCUCAUCGACGUCAAGCCCGACGACCCGGUGAUGUUGGAGGAAAUUUUCGGGCCGAUUCUCCCCAUUGUCACCGUGAAUUCGCCCUUGGAGGCCAUCAAUUUCAUCAACGAGCGCGACAAGCCCUUGGCCCUUUACGUUUUCACCAAUCGCAAGGACGUGAAGGAGUUGUUCUUGAAUAACACCUCAAGUGGGGCGGUGACUGUCAACGACGUGAUCAUGCACAUUUGGGCCGAUAAUUUGCCCUUCGGAGGGGUGGGCGCGAGCGGGAUGGGGGCCUACCAUGGCAAGUUCGGGUUCGACACUUUCACGCAUAAAAAGGGCGUUUUGGAGCGGGGGUUGGGGAAAAUAGCAGAGUUGACGCAGUUUGCGAGGUAUCCGCCGUACACCAAGUCAAAGGGCCAGUUCCUGGCAAUUGCCACGAAGAAGCGGCGCGGGAUCAGCGUCAGUUGGAUCAAGACGGCGUUGGUUUUUGGGUUAGGGGUGGCGUUUUCGUACGGCUUGCAAUACAUUUGUCGGGACGCCGAUGAUUAAUUUUAAGGGCGGGUUUGGAAUUUUCUGUGAUAUGUACUGUCGUAUACAGGGUGAUGACAAAUUGAUUUUUGAGAAAAAUGUACAAGUUCCUUUAUAGAUUAGUCGACGAGUGACUGAAUCAAUAUGCUAUCUAUACAGGGAAAAAUUUUAAUUAUAUAUUUUGUAACGAUUUAUCGACCGUUGGCAUAUUUUUUUAAUAUGUGCAGCUGCCACGUUGUAAAAUAUGGAUAGUUUAAAGAGGAGUCGAGAGAGCUCGGUGGCCUUGGUGAAUAAUUAAUUUGAAAUGUUUGAAACAAAACGACAUCUUUUUUAAUAGUUUGUAUUUAUUUUGGCAAAGUUUAUUCGCAUUUCUCAACUCAAGGCUGAAACUGUUAUACCUACCGAGAGUGAAUGUUUUAUAGUAUUUAGAACAUAAACAGCACAAGGUAAUCAAUUAGAAAUGUCUCAAUUAUUUAGGUACAAAAAUAAUUGGUAAAAUGAAUGUAGGAAAUGUACAAACAAUUGUAUUUUACAAAAAAAUCAAGGAGCCUAAGACAUACCGGGUGCCCAAAACUGGGGCACCAACUAAAUGGUGUGGGAGAGAACUGCUUACUUGUAAGGGUAAAAAUAGUUAAAAAAUACACGUUGUGAUUUUUUUGAUGAAUAUAAUUUUUUUUUAAAUUCAAAAAACUGCUACAGUCUGAAAAUUUCAAAAUAAAAAUUCAUCGUUUCGUUAGGGAAGCAUAAAAACAUUAAAAAAUAAUGAAAACUAAAGAAGUUAACACAAUAAGUUUGUAGUUUUUCAAAUAUGAAUUUAGGAAUUUUUUUCUAUAUUUUUUUUCAACAUGCGCCAGUUUUUAAGCACUCUGUAGGACCACCAAACACAAAAUCCUACUUUUGCCCGUAGUUUUGAAAAUUAAAAAUAUUCCAGUUUUUGAAAAACAAGGACAAACAGUAUUGAAGAACGUUAAAUAGUGGAAGAACUUGUAAAAUCAAUAUUUUAUUACAACAAAUACUAAGUUAAAAUCUACUUUACAUAACUUAGUUUUUUAUAUUAUCGGAAAUAUGAUGCUAAGGAGAUGGAACUGGAAUAAUUAUUAGAAUUACCGACUUCGACUAAAAUAAUAAAAAAUAGAAAGACGCAGGUUUUAAAAGAAAAUAAACAGUGAUCAAUAAUAAAAUUGCGCUGUAAUAAUGUUAUCAAAAUAAAACGUAGGGCGUCCUAGGUGAAUAAAAAAUAAAAAAACAAGCAUUUUUACCCUAAACUAAAUACUUGGUACUCGUAUUUUAUGAAAAAAACUGAAGCUAGUAACUAUAUUUAAUUAACAACAUAAAUAAUCAUUCUAAUUCGCCUCAGAAGUAAUAAUAAGAGUAACAAACGUAACCGGUUUUCAAAAAUAUUUUUUCGAAAAUUUUAUGUUGUCAUAUUUUUUAUUUUUAUUCUUGACACUGUCAAAAUUUCCUUUGUAGGGUAGUUUUGACUGUUUGGCAUUUCUCAAUAUGAAAGGUCAGAUUAUUUUUAAAAUUUAAAAAAAAAGAUUUAAGCCUUGUUGAGUCUAAGUCGAGAAAAAAAAAGUUGUAUUCAACUCGUUUUUGUGUAAAUCGGUUCAUUUAUUUCGCCUCGUGGAUGAUAAACCACUCGUUUAUAUAAUAAAACGUCCGAUUUACACCCAAACUCGUUAAAUAAAUAACCACUUUUAUAGUAACCCACAUCCAUGGAAAAUUGAAAAAAAAUCUCAGGGUGAAGAUAUGUUUUGUCAAUUUUAUUCCAGUUUCCUAAGUGCGGUAUUUUCAAAUGAGUUACAGUUUUGCACAUAAUUUCGAGUAAAAUAUGCACACACACCGAUUUAUUAUCCAUAUUUAGAUGAAUAACUGUUUUGCCGAAUACACGCAGCUCAUAAUGGUCGCUUUAUUUUCCAACAAAUAGCCACAUGUUACCAAAUGUCACGUACUGUAUGAAUUAAAUAAGCCCUAGCUUGCCACUGAAUUAUAAAAACUGAAACGUUUAGAAUUGAGAAAUAUGAAAUAAGUUAUUUUUUAACACAUAAUAGUUACAUAACGGUGCAAUUUGUAACCAGGUUUGUAUCACUAUAAUAAAUGAUCAACACGUA
This is a messenger RNA of Tribolium castaneum (red flour beetle), 3968 nucleotides long. Its product is annotated as aldehyde dehydrogenase, dimeric NADP-preferring-like. Gene Ontology annotation, biological process: aldehyde metabolic process. Gene Ontology annotation, cellular component: cytoplasm. Gene Ontology annotation, molecular function: aldehyde dehydrogenase (NAD+) activity. Bases 283 to 1878 code for a protein of 531 amino acids. The transcript has 2 exons. The record is from RefSeq and is a predicted model, not a curated record. NCBI's taxonomy places the organism in Eukaryota, Metazoa, Arthropoda, Insecta, Coleoptera, Tenebrionidae.